UAUAUUACAGUCAGUUUGGGACUCACAAUAAGUUUUAACGUUGUAUUUGUCGAAAUUGUGCUUAAUUGAAAAUGAAUCAAAUUUUGAUUAUACUAUUUUGGUUUGGUGCCGUUAAGGCUUUGGAUGUUGUAAGCAAUUUUACUUAUGACAAAGAAAUGGCAGCAAAAUGCAAGCAGCACAUAUGUAGAAAUGGUUACAUAUACGACAACUACUACCGUAUCGAAAAUAACGUGUGGAAACCGUCAGAUCCGAACGUGUCAUUUGAAAUGCACAUAGCCAUUCAGGCCGCCAGCAACGGACAUAUUUUACUGUCGCCGGUGGAACAUGCUGGCUUCUCCGAUCCUGUUUAUGAAAUUGUGGUUGGUGGAGGAGGCAAUACAUUCACAGAACUUCGUCGCAAUUUGAGAAGAAACGCAAAAGCGUCAGCCAAAACUUUAGGCAUCCUGUCCAACGCGGAAUUGAGAGGGUUCUACAUAAAAAUUACUAAAGAUGGUCAGUUAGAAUUUGGCAGAGAAGGCGAACUCCUUCCUAUCAUCAGCAUUUAUGAUGUGGAUCCAUUGGAUAUAAACUACUUCAGCUUUGCAUCGUGGACCGGCGUGGACGCGCGUUUCUUGUAUGAUUGUCCUGCACCUGGCAUUGAAGGUAAAACUCAAAACUCAACCGAAGUGGACAAAUCCUCGAUAUCAGACAAGCUUAAGAGGAAGAUCCUGCUGAGCCGCUUCCCCAGUCUUCCUCCAGCACAGAACAUGAGCGUGGAAGUAGGAACUAUCCUCAUCAGCGCUAGAUAUGACUCAUUUGAUGCUAAGCUUAUCACGGAUCUUGCUUUUGUUACUAGUUGGAAAGACAAAAAUGCCGCUUGGGAUCCAGACCAAUACAACGGCACGACCAGACUCAACUUUAGGCAGACUCAGAUAUGGCGGCCUACUUUCCUUGUGUAUAAUGCAAACACUUUAGAUCCCCUGGAUGCGAAUAAUGCUGGCCUGAUAACGAUGGACUACAGCGGAGAGAACAUCUUCCAUUUUAGGACCAAAGUGGAAUCAUGGUGCGUUGUAGACGACACCACGUCGUUGAAUAAGUGGCCUAUGGACAGCUACGAUUGUAUUGUAGUCAUUCGACCGUUCCAAGUCCACGAGCUUAUCAAUCUGAAAUUGUUGAAACCGACGGACGUCAAAAUGAAAUUUUACACAGACAUUGAUAUAAAAGUACGGAAUGAAUGGGAGACGACAGCUACCUCCCUGGUGUUCUCCUCGAAGCAGUGGCUGAAACUACACAAUACGACGGUCAACGACGUGACAGAAAGCGAUGUGUUGGUGAUAUACGUGACGAUGCAGAGGAAGGCUGUGGCUUUGAAUAUGGCUAUCUAUACUCCGUUGGUUGUUCUCGUCACGUUCGUCCUAAUGUCGUUUUGGACAGAAUCCCUGACGAUGACCAGGGUGUGGUUCUACGCUGGCUGCGCGGCUACCAUCAGUUUUGGACUCUGCUAUAUUGAGUACAUCAUGCCAUGCCAUAACGUGCCUUCUCUGUUGAUAUUAUACGUAACGGUACUUGGUGGGAUACUGAUUGCUCUGUUGCUGCAAGUUAUAUUGAUGACGUCGCUAGUGAAAGCUAUGUGUGAGACACAGCCAAUGCAGAAUCUCCUGACAUCGUCGGUUUUCAGGAAAGUCUUUCUAUUGGCUCCAAUGACGACGGUAACCAAAAAUUAUGACACAUUGAACGAAGGAUUCUCAUACGACGGUGAAGAUGAGGCUCAAGUCUCGCCCAGAAGUGCCAACAUUGAAGAAAUGGUCGCUGAUGCAUGUGCAGAAAAAACUAAUUUCGGUGAUUCCGUAGAACUAGCUGAGGCUUUCGAUAAGUUGUUCUUCUUUGUUUACUCUAUGGUGUUUGCUGUCUUACUGGCGCUACAUUUCUAAAUUGUUCUAAUUUUGGGUAAAAAUAAUGAUAUGUAAUAUACCCAAUGUAGCGGAAUUAUAAGUUUAACUGUGUAAUUGUAUUUCUAUCCGUGUCAUCGUAGAAGCCAAUCAGCUGAAUCAAUUUUGAUCUAGUUUUUCUUAGACAAUUAAUCAAGAAUGUUCUUAGCAAACGACUGAACACACAUUGGCAAAUAUACCAAUGUGUGUUCAGUCGUUUGAAAACUAUCAGGUACUUUCUAGCAGAUGAUACGACAGCGACUUCGGGUUUCUUAAAUUUGUAAUUUAGAUUUUAUCUAAUAUUAUAUUUAUUAACGACACAACAUUAAUAAAUAUAAAAAUAUAAUCUUUAACUAAGUAAUAUAUAUAUAUAUAUAUAUAUAUAUUA
Messenger RNA from Plodia interpunctella (Indianmeal moth), 2295 nucleotides. RefSeq names its product acetylcholine receptor subunit alpha-type unc-38-like. The record is from RefSeq and is a predicted model, not a curated record. Gene Ontology annotation, cellular component: membrane. NCBI's taxonomy places the organism in Eukaryota, Metazoa, Arthropoda, Insecta, Lepidoptera, Pyralidae. Gene Ontology annotation, biological process: monoatomic ion transport. The transcript is spliced from 12 exons. Gene Ontology annotation, molecular function: extracellular ligand-gated monoatomic ion channel activity. Bases 72 to 1910 code for a protein of 612 amino acids.